Messenger RNA from Pararge aegeria (speckled wood butterfly), 1149 nucleotides. RefSeq names its product putative odorant receptor 92a. The record is from RefSeq and is a predicted model, not a curated record. The transcript is spliced from 7 exons. The coding region runs from base 1 to 1149 and encodes 382 amino acids. Gene Ontology annotation, cellular component: plasma membrane. Gene Ontology annotation, molecular function: olfactory receptor activity; odorant binding. Gene Ontology annotation, biological process: detection of chemical stimulus involved in sensory perception of smell; sensory perception of smell. Lineage: Eukaryota; Metazoa; Arthropoda; Insecta; Lepidoptera; Nymphalidae.
AUGGAUGUUCCUGAAUUCGAGGACAUUAUCAAGCAAAUCAAAACCAAUUUUUGGCUCAUCGGCAUUCCCUUCGAUCAACGUGGGAUAAAGCGAAGAUAUUUCAUCCUUAUUAUCACCAUAAUCAUUACUGUCAUACAGGAGUCAGCAUACUUUGUCUCUAAUAUUUCGGCUGAGAAUUUUCUAGAGUUAACACAACUAGCACCAUGUACCUGCAUUGGAUGGUUGUCAAUUCUAAAAAUUAUAUUCAUCACUUUCAAAAAACAAAACAUCUUCGAUCUAACCCGUUGCCUGAAAGAGUUAUACGAUGAAAUGCUUAGUGAUUCUAAAAAACGGAAAAUUGUACGAAGCGACUUUGUCUUUCUGAAAUGUUUGGUCAAAUACUUCUUCAUUAUGAACAUAAUUCCGGUUAGCAUUUACAAUUUUUCCACGCUGGUUUUCAUACUUUACCAUUACAACAUGCACAGUGAAUUAGUUUAUAGUUUACCUUACGCCGUGCUUUGUCCAUUUACAACGGAUGUGUGGUAUUCUUGGUUAUUUGAAUAUCUUCAUUCUAUCACUUCUGGUUUCAUAUGCGUCCUAUACUUCACGACUGUUGAUGCUCUAUACUACACACUGACAUUCCAUAUUUGUAAUCAAUUUACUCUACUUAAUAACGAACUGCAAUAUUUAGACAAAAAAUCCUCUCAUUGUCUUGGAGAGAUUGUUAUAAAACAUCAAUAUAUUUUGCGUCUUUCUGAAGAACUCGAAGAAAUUUAUCAAGCAAUAAAUUUGUUUAAUGUCCUUAUUGGAUCAUUUGAAAUAUGUGCUCUCGGAUUUAAUUUAACGAUGGGACAAUGGAGUCAAAUCCCAGGAGUUCUUUUACUCUUACUGUCAAUAUUAAUUCAAAUGUUCAUGAACAGUGCAUUUGGAGACAAUCUUAUAAGAGAGAGCAGAAAGGUUGGCGAUGCAGCGUUUUUGUGCCAAUGGUAUGAUAUGGAUAAGAUGGCAAAGAAAUUUAUUUUCCUCCUAAUUUUACGGUCUAACAAACCGCAGAAACUGACUGCUUAUAAAUUUUCUGCUAUUUCUUACCAAAGUUUCACAAAGACUAUCAGCAGAUCGUGGUCUUAUUUCACCAUUCUGAGAACUCUUUACAUCCAACCAGAUCAAUAA